Lolium rigidum is the source of this 573-nucleotide messenger RNA. RefSeq names its product peroxidase 64-like. Gene Ontology annotation, biological process: response to oxidative stress. The record is from RefSeq and is a predicted model, not a curated record. The coding region runs from base 1 to 573 and encodes 190 amino acids. The transcript has 2 exons. Lineage: Eukaryota; Viridiplantae; Streptophyta; Magnoliopsida; Poales; Poaceae. Gene Ontology annotation, molecular function: heme binding; peroxidase activity.
AUGGAGCUCACCUCGACCGUCUUGGCCCGGAAGAAGGCGAGGAGGAGGUCGUCGGUGGAGCUCGCCACCACCUCGUCGCUUCCCGGCCCGGGGGCGACCUUCGAUCAGCUGAAGCAGGCGUUCCACGCGGUGGGGCUGUCGGCCAAGGACCUCGUCGUGCUCUCCGGCGGGCACACGCUGGGGUUCGCGCACUGCUCCUCCUUCGAGACCCGCAUCCGCGGCUUCCCGGGCGGCGGCGGCGGCGCUGGCGUGGCGGACCCGGCGCUGCGGCCGUCGUUCGCGGCGGCGCUGCGGAGGGCGUGCCCGGCGAACAACACGGCGAAGGGCGCCGGGGCGUGGAUGGACCCGACGUCGGCGGCGUUCGACAACGCCUACUUCAAGAUGCUGCAGACCGGGCGCGGGCUGCUGGCGUCGGACGAGGCGCUGCUCACGCACCCCAAGACGCGGCGGAUGGUGGCGCUGUACGCGGCGUCGCAGGGGAAGUUCUUCCAGGCGUUCGUCAGCUCCAUGCUCAGGAUGAGCGCGCAGAACCAGCCCGGCGAGAUCAGAGCCAACUGCAGGCGACACAACUAG